This is a messenger RNA of Lolium rigidum, 486 nucleotides long. RefSeq names its product cyclin-D5-2-like. NCBI's taxonomy places the organism in Eukaryota, Viridiplantae, Streptophyta, Magnoliopsida, Poales, Poaceae. Bases 1 to 486 code for a protein of 161 amino acids. The record is from RefSeq and is a predicted model, not a curated record. The transcript is spliced from 3 exons.
AUGCUGCUCCUGCUGUCCACGCUCGGCUGGCGCAUGGCCGCCGUGACGUCCUUCGACUACCUCCCCUGCUUCUCCUCCUUGCUCGACCGGCAAGGCGGCGGCAGCGAUGACGGCGAUGACCCUACCAAUGUCGCUCUCAAGUCCAUCGGGUUCAUCUUUGCCACAGUCGAAGCUGACAGUGGGCUGGAUUACAAACCAUCCACUAUGGCUGCACCUUCAAUCUUGGCUGCAUCCUAUGGAGCUCUGCUGACCAGAGAAGCAUUGAACAAGAAGAUGGGCUCCAUCCUGCCACAUUGUUUCAUUGACAUGGAGCAUGUACAUGCCAGCUAUAGCAUGAUGGUUGGCUCAAAUCCUCUCCAGGUAGUUGUAGUUCGCUCAUCAAAUCCUCUCCAGGCCAAGCUCGAGGCCGGCAACGUUAAGACGAUUGCCAUCAAGAAGCUGAGCAGGAGAGAUUCCAAGGCCACAGGGAGUGUCCCACGGAGGUGA